Molecule: messenger RNA, 618 nt
Organism: Salvia splendens (bonfire salvia)
Lineage: Eukaryota; Viridiplantae; Streptophyta; Magnoliopsida; Lamiales; Lamiaceae
Exons: 2
Coding region: 1-618 (205 amino acids)
Source: RefSeq, a predicted model, not a curated record
AUGGACAAAGCCUCCGCUUCUAGCCGUUACCAGAAGCCCGCAUCCGGUCGACGAGUGCGUUUGACUCCGGCGACUCCUCGCCAAGAACCCCCAACACCCACAACCUCGUCGUCAUCAACCACCGAAUCCACUCAGUCUCCGGAGACGUCUCCGAGCGAUUCACAGUCAGGGAGUCCUAGAGGUGUAAUGAGGAGAAUCAGACCAAAGGGAGAAAUACCCUACCCGUUCACCUACCAAGCCACCAAUGUCAGAAACGAAGAAAUAUCCCCCUCUGUGCCAAAUUCUCUCGAGAGUUUGGACGAAGCCUCAUCUCUCUCUGACACUCAAGCCAUGAUUUUUAUUUCCUCUUCCUCACACGAUAAGCUUGCGGACACAGCAACAGGCGGCAAGCAGGAAGAUAAUCUGGUGGAGAUCGUGGUGGAGAUCGUGGUGAUAGAUUCUGAGGAGGAUGAGGAGGAGAUGAAGGGCAGCUCUGGGCAAACCAGUAAAUUUAUAGAGAACCCAGAAGGUCCAGCCAUAGACACUCAGGAUGAAGCUAAAGCAGAAAAUGAGGAGGUGAUUGUACAUGCCAAAUGGAAAAGAAGGAUAGAGGAGACGGUGGUCGGGUUGGUUGCAUAG